AGAAAAGAUUCAAGAACAGAUAGAGUGGCAUUGAGCAUAGACUAUACUACCAAAUUACCAAUGGAAGCAGCGUUCGCAGCCAUGGCUGCUCACACCAUUCUUUCAUUCCAACCAACUCCAUUUUCUUCCUUCCCCAUCAUUUUCAACCUCCCUCCCCAAUCCGUAACCGUCGCCGCCACUCCCUCUAAACCCUUCACCCUCGUCGCCGGCGCCGCUACCAAGAAAGCCGUCGCAGUCCUCAAGGGAAAUUCCGCCGUGGAAGGCGUUGUCAAGAUAACCCAACAAGACAAUGGCCCAACAACUGUUAAUGUUCGUGUUUCUGGUCUUACUCCAGGGCCUCAUGGUUUUCACCUACAUGAGUAUGGUGACACCACAAAUGGGUGUGUAUCAACUGGAGCACAUUUUAAUCCUAAUAAACUGAAACAUGGUGCUCCAAAGGAUGAAAUGCGCCAUGCGGGUGACCUGGGAAACAUAGUUGCUAAUGCCGAUGGGGUUGCAGAAGCAACAAUUGUGGACAAUCAGAUACCACUCAAUGGCCCCAAUUCAGUAGUUGGAAGAGCCUUAGUGGUUCAUGAGCUUGAGGAUGACCUUGGAAAGGGUGGGCAAGAACUUAGUUUGAGCACUGGAAAUGCUGGUGGAAGAUUGGCAUGUGGUGUGGUUGGUUUGACUCCAGCGUAAAUGCAACUCAUGCAACUUGUUUUAUCUGUUGUUUGCUUUCUAAUAUUACCCGUGUAAGCUAUGAUUCAACAUGAUAUUAUAUUGCGUGUAUAGACUAUAUGCCUCUAGCAUUUUGCUUGUAUGAGAACAUAGCUAUAAUGAUGCAAAAGAGGCUUUAAACCAUGCACGGAUGUGCCUAAACUCUAGGAGAGCCCCUAACAGAUUGUUACUUAUUCGCUUUUCACUGCUCACUUGUGUGUAAAUUUUCUUUUGACCAGUUGGAGUACA
This is a messenger RNA of Gastrolobium bilobum, 945 nucleotides long. Its product is annotated as superoxide dismutase [Cu-Zn], chloroplastic-like. The record is from RefSeq and is a predicted model, not a curated record. Gene Ontology annotation, molecular function: copper ion binding; superoxide dismutase activity. Gene Ontology annotation, biological process: removal of superoxide radicals. Bases 61 to 678 code for a protein of 205 amino acids. NCBI's taxonomy places the organism in Eukaryota, Viridiplantae, Streptophyta, Magnoliopsida, Fabales, Fabaceae. The transcript has 8 exons.